Molecule: messenger RNA, 4253 nt
Organism: Aphanomyces astaci
Lineage: Eukaryota; Oomycota; Saprolegniomycetes; Saprolegniales; Verrucalvaceae
Exons: 19
Coding region: 1-3846 (1281 amino acids)
Biological process (GO): nucleosome organization; regulation of transcription by RNA polymerase II
Cellular component (GO): chromatin; nucleus
Molecular function (GO): DNA binding; ATP-dependent chromatin remodeler activity; ATP hydrolysis activity
Source: RefSeq, a predicted model, not a curated record
AUGGCGAGCGAGCAAGCAGCAAGCGCCGCGCCGCUGGUAAAACCAAAGAGCGCAUUCGCUCACUUCCAGAAGCACAUCACAAGCGCCGUGCGGGAAGAACUCAAGAAUAGAGGGAGUACCGACAUCACGGACGUGAACGACACCGAUCCGGCCAAUUUGGGGGCCGUGCAACGCGAAGUCAGCGCUCGAUGGAACAAUUUGACGCCGGAAGAGCGCGAACCGUUUCUAGAUGCUGCAAAGGUCGACCGAGAACGGUAUGACGAGGAAUGUCUGCUUCGAGACCGUCAAGUCGAGGAAGAGCGCGAGCGACGGCGCCAAGAUCGGUAUGCGCUCGACGUGGACGGGAAACGGGAACGCAAGGUCACCGUGGAAACAAUCGUCAAGGAGAAGCGUGAGAAGAAACCGGCGAAGCCUCUCACGGACGAGCAAUCCGAAACAAAGCGCAAGCGCGACGAAGUCAGUCAACUGGCAAAGGACGCAAAGGACGAGUUGAGAGCCGAGGAAGAGCGUCAAAAGGAGGACCUGAAGACGAAAAAGGCGAACGCGGCGUCGGCGCGGCUCAACUACUUGCUGGGGCAGAGCGACAUCUUCAAGCACUUUGGGGUCAAGGCACCGGCGGUGAAAGGGUCGUCCAAGGCGGCGACGACAAAGAAGAAGAAGAGCGAGCGCGAAGAAGACGACGAGCUCCUGCACGACAAGCACGACACGGUGCGUCUCACGGUGCAGCCCAGCGUGAUCAAGUUUGGCACGAUGCGGCAAUACCAGUUGGAAGGACUCAGUUGGAUGGUCAACCUCGCCAACCAAGGGAUCAACGGCAUCCUCGCCGACGAAAUGGGGCUCGGGAAGACGCUGCAGACGAUUUCCGUGCUCGGGUACUUCAAAGAGUUUCAAAACAUUUCUGGCCCGCAUCUGGUGCUCGUGCCCAAAUCCACACUGAGCAACUGGCUCAACGAGUUCAACCGGUGGUGUCCAUCCCUUCGAGCGAUCAAAUUCCAUGGCGACAAGGUCGAACGCGACCGUGUGGUGGACCAACUUUUGUGUCCGGGCCUGGCCGCCGACAAGCGCAAGUUUGACGUGUGUGUCACGACGUUUGAAAUGUGCUUGAAGGCCAAAUCCACCUUGUCCAAGUUUGCAUGGCACUACCUGAUUAUCGACGAAGCCCAUCGCAUCAAGAACGAAAGCUCUCAGUUUUCCAUGAUCGUGCGCACCAUGGCGACGGAGCACCGGCUGCUCUUGACUGGAACGCCGCUGCAAAACAAUCUGCACGAGUUGUGGGCGCUGCUCAAUUUUCUGCUGCCAGACGUGUUUAGCUCAUCCGAGCAGUUUGACGAAUGGUUCAAUUUGGACACGGAAGACGAAGAAGCCAAGAAACAAAUGAUCACGCAAUUGCAUCGCAUUUUGCGCCCGUUCAUGCUGCGUCGGUUGAAAGCGGACGUGGAAAAAUCGCUGCCGCCCAAGAAAGAAACGCUGCUGUUUGUCGGCAUGACGCCCAUGCAAAAGGCGCUGUACAAGACGCUCCUCCUCCGUGACAUGAAUACCCUCACGGGCGGGUCGGCCGCGUCCAAGAGCGCGCUGCAGAACAUCGUCAUGCAAUUGCGCAAGUGUUGCGGCCACCCGUACCUGUUUGAAGGCCAAGAAGACCGGUCGCUGCCUCCGCUGGGCGACCACGUCGUGGACAACUGCGGCAAGAUGAUCCUUAUGGACAAACUGCUCAAGCGAUUGAAGGCCCGUGGGUCCCGCGUGCUCAUUUUCAGCCAAAUGACCCGCGUCUUGGACAUCAUGGAGGAUUUCUGUCGCAUGCGCGCUUACGGGUACUGCCGCAUCGACGGCAAUACAUCGUACGACGACCGCGAAUCGUCGAUUGAAGACUACAACGCUCCGAAUUCGUCCAAGUUUAUCUUUUUGCUCAGUACGCGCGCGGGGGGGCUUGGAAUCAACUUGUACACGGCAGACAUUGUAAUUCUGUACGAUUCCGACUGGAACCCCCAAGCCGACCUCCAAGCCCAGGAUCGAGCGCAUCGCAUUGGCCAGAAAAAGGAGGUGAAUGUGUACCGAUUUGUCACGGCGAACUCGGUCGAGGAGAAAAUCAUCGAGCGCGCGCAGCAAAAGCUCAAGCUGGACGCGAUGGUCGUGCAGCAAGGCCGACUCCAAGAGAAGCAAAAGAACUUGACCAAGAACGACAUGCUCGACAUGAUUCGGUUUGGCGCGGACGAAGUGAAAAUGCACUUGAUUCUACUAUAUGUCACGAUUAUUUCACUUGGGCGAGUGGUUUCCACUGAUAAACCACGUCACAAUGAAAUUUCACUCGAAAGACCACAAUAUUUGGAUUUUUGUGUGGCUUUGGACUGCUGUGCAUGGAUGGAUAGUUUGUCAUUUUGGGGCAAACCCAAACUCAUGUCGUUCUGGAAAUAUCAAUUUAUAGAGGCUUUGAUGUAUACAUACAUUUGCAUAUAUUUUGGUAUCAGACCUGCGAAGGUUGAUUUUUCGACUUCGCAUCGUACACUUUUGUGGAGGUCUUCCGUUUUGACACGGUUGGUUGGUAGACUGCCGCGCAUGGACGAAUGGCAGUUUUACAACCGACGUCGCAUGACGGAAAUCCACGACAUCGAAGUGUCGGCGUACGAACUGGCCAAAGCCAGCGGCGACGCGGUUGACUCGACGUCGAUGUAUUUGAGUCCUGCGCUGCAAGCUGAAAAGGAACAUUUGAUCCAAACGGCGUUUGGCGACUGGAACAAACCCCACUUUUUCCUGUUUGUAAAGCUCCUGGCCCGAUACGGUCGAUCGAAUCUUGCCGCGAUUGCGCGGGAAAUGGUCAAACCGUACGACGAAGUGGCGCGAUAUGCCGACACAUUUUUCACCCGCGGGUCGGAACUGACUGACUGGGACAAAAUCCGCAAGUCGAUUGAAAAGGGCGAGUCCAAGUUGCUUGAAAUCCAACGGCUGGCCGACCAAACGGCCCUGAAAAUCAAGCGUUAUGCCAACCCGUACGACGAUUUGGUGAUCAAUUACCAAGGCAAAGGGGGGAAAUUAUUCACAGAAGAAGAGGACCGGUUGCUGCUGUGUUUGGUGCACACGUACGGGUACGGGUCGUGGGAAAAAAUCAAGCGCGAAAUCCACGCGGCGCCCGUUUGUGCGUUCGACUAUUACCUGCGGUCGCGGUCGGCGGCGGAGCUGGGUCGACGAUGCGAUGCGUUGAUGCGCAUUUGCGAAAAGGACAAUGUGGACUUUGACUUGAAGGAAAAGAAAGACGCGGCACUGCAACGGGAACUGGCCGACCAACGCGACGAGUUGGCCAAACGAAUUGCCGACGCCAAAGCUGAACUCAAUCGGAACCAAGCCCUCGUGGAUGAAAAGAUCAUGAAAGAGGCCAAGAAGAUGCAAGCCGCCCGCGAAGCCAAGCGCCAAAAGAAGGAGACCAAGGCGGACGUCGACAGUGCCAAAGUGGACGACGCGCUGCCCGAGCCAGUCCGCGAAGAGCUUCGCCAGAUGAUCGCCCAGUCCACAGACAAGGAGGCGUCUACAAUUGCGCUCAAAUUCUGCGCCAAGCACGUCAAGUGCCAGUUGAGCCAAGUGCUAGCGAUUAUCCAGCUAUACGCCGCGCCCAUUGCGCACAGCAAACCUGGCCAACCGGCGUGGCGGCUGCAUCCUGAAUAUGCUGUCGCGUUGUCGUCUUCUCGCAGCCGCAAACGUCCACUGGAUGACGACGAGUCGAAAGACGGAGCUGCUGCGGCAUCCAGCAAGGACAGCCCCCGCCUGCCAAAGUCACCCUGGUCCCCCUCUGCCAUGAAGCAAGCGUCGUCCAAGAAAGCGAAAAAGCGUACUAUCUCUCUAUAUAUAUACCAAUGAGUCUAUAUUGUCUCACUAUGAUAUUUUUUUUGGUGGCUCAAAUAGAAGCGGAAUUGAAAAAGCCGCCGAGAAAGCCCCGGAGUGCGUACGUGCUGUUUAGCUUGGCAAAGCGCAAUCAAGUGCGCGCAUCCAUGCCGGCGGACACUGGCAUUGUGGACUUGAUGUCUCGGCUGACUGAGCUGUGGCUCGAUAUGUCGGAAGCCGACAAGGCGCCGUGGUACGAGGCGCAAGAAAUCGACAAGAAACGAUACGACACGGAGCUGGAAGAGGCCAAUCUAUAAGGACGAUCACUCUCCUUUUUCGGUUUGCGUUCGUCUCUGCUUCAAGACACAACGCUGGCGGCGUAAGUGGUGUUGAAAUAUAUUAAGUACUACGUAACUUGACCAAGAUACAUGAUGUAUAUACAC